UAGUAGACUUACCAUUCGCCUCGCGCGCUCCCAAAUUCCCUGCCCGUCCCGCUGCCCGCUCCGCGCCACCGCCUCCCCCCUCCCUUCCCCGCUGCCAUGAGCUCCACCUCCUCGGGCCGCCGCGCUCCGCCGGCUGGGGCGGCGGCCUCUCCGGGCCAGAAGCGGGCGAGGGACGACGGCAGCGUGUCCCCUUCCGACACAGGCUCCGCCCCCGCCAAAAACCCUCGCCGCGCAUUCUCCUCCUCCCCGUUCGCCGAUUUCGGCAGCUACAUGGCCGCGAAGAACAGCAAGCUCGCCGCACAGUUCGACGCCGACUUGUCCACCUCCGGCGCGGCCACCGGCGGUUUAUUCGCUGGCGUUUCCAUCUUCGUCGACGGCUUCACCGUGCCCUCGAGCCAGGAGCUGAAGGAGAUUAUGCUGAACAACGGAGGUCGGUUUGUUAACUACUUCUCGAGGCAUACGGUGACGCACAUUGUUUGCAGCCACCUGCCUGAUAGCAAAAUGAGAAAUCUAAGAGCGUUCAGUAAGGGACUUCCUGUUGUGAAACCGGCAUGGGUGGUGGAUUCCUUGGCAGAGAACCGGCUCCUCCACUGUUCUCCAUAUCAAAUAUGUCAGCAUAGUUCUUUAAGCCGAAAGCAGACGAAGCUUUCUGCUUUCUUUUCAGAGAAACAAAAUGGAAUGCGUUGUCAGGGGGAGCUAAGUAAUCAAAGUGAGGACCUUGAGUUACAAUCUUCUUCUGUUCAAGAGGGUUCGCAAUGUCAAAGUGGGGCUUGUGAAAGCGAAGGGUCAUUAUCCAAUGAGGAGUUACCUAAGGACUCACUAUCCUCAGAUGAACAGAAAUCUACAUUUGAAGAAAGAGGUAGUCAAGAUUUUAUGCGCGAUGAGGGUGAGUAUGAUUGUGAAACUGCAUGUUCAGAGAGGAGGGGCAAUGACUUGGAUGGUAAGGUUGACACGGCUCAGUCCCCUGAUGCUAAGUCAAGGUGUUCAAACUUACGCAGUACAAGCUCUACAGGCAGCCAUUUGCCCUUGCCAUUGGAGAAAAAUGAAGCUAAACCUUAUAGUCGUCCACAUUCAACCCUGACAGACCCAAAUUUUGUUGAGAAUUAUUUCAAGUACUCUCGACUGCACUUCAUUGGGACAUGGAGAAAUCGGUAUCGUAAGCGCUUCUCAAACUUCCUAGAAGUUAAAAGCAUUAAGACAAACCAUGAUCAUUCAGGGAAGAAGAAAACAAUAAUUCAUAUUGAUAUGGAUUGCUUUUUUGUAUCUGUCGUCAUCAGAAAUAUGUCAGAGCUGCAUGAUAAACCAGUAGCAGUUUGCCAUUCGGACAAUCCUAAAGGAACCGCAGAAAUAUCAUCUGCAAACUAUCCGGCACGAAAUUAUGGGAUAAAGGCUGGCAUGUUUGUUAGAGAUGCUAAAGCUAGGUGCCCUCACCUAAAGGUUGUUCCCUAUAACUUCGAUGCAUAUGAGGAGGUUGCUGACCAGUUCUAUGGUAUUUUGCACAAAUAUUGCAAUAAGGUUCAGGCUUUGAGCUGUGACGAAGCUUUUUUGGAUAUGACUGAAUGCUUGCAUGAUAAUCCGGAGGAAGUAACAUGGAGAAUCAGAAAUGAGAUUUUUGAUGCAACAAAGUGCACUGCUAGCGCAGGUAUUGCUGAAAACAUGCUCGUAGCUCGGUUAGCUACCAGAUCUGCAAAGCCGAAUGGACAGUGCUUUAUUCCCUCUGAGAAGGUUGAUGAUUAUUUGAAUAGUCUCCCUAUCAAAGCACUUCCAGGCAUUGGUCAUACUGUUUCAGCUAAACUGAAAAGCAAAGAAAUUGAAUAUUGUGGCCAACUUCGCAACAUUCCAAAGGAUGUCCUCCACAAGGACUUUGGAAAAAAGAUCGGUGAUCUUUUAUGGAACUGUUGCAGAGGAAUUGAUCAUUCAAUUGUUGGAGCUGUUCAGGAAACCAAAUCUGUGGGUGCUGAAAUCAAUUGGGGAGUCAGAUUUAACGACAACAAAGAUGUGGGUCCUUUCUGUUUCUCUUUUCUGUAUCAUUAUAGUGCAAUGCCGUUUCAUGUUUAUUCUCUUUUAUGUUGGUUGCAGGCUGAGCAUUUUCUUACCAACCUCUGCAAGGAGGUUUCUCUACGCUUGCAGGGGUGUGGAGUCCAGGGACGUACUAUUACCCUUAAGGUUAAAACAAGAAGGAAAGAUGCUGGAGAGCCAAUAAAGUACAUGGGAUGUGGUGACUGUGAAACCGCGAGUCGCUCUAUGACGAUCGCAGGUGCAACUGACAGUUUUGUCACUCUUCAGAGAAUUGCAAAACAAAUAUUUGCAGCAUUUUGUGCUGAUGUGAAGGAAGUUCGUGGAGUUGGACUUACAAUGUCAAAGCUCGAGCAUGCAGAUUUGGUUCGGGGAGCACCACAAGGGAAUAUGCUUGAAUCAUGGCUUGGUUCACCAUCUGCAAAGCUCAAGAAACAGUGCAGUGAGAAAAUCGUCUUGCUGGGGAAUGUUGAUGUGGCAGGAACUAGCGAACUGCAGGAUUUGAGAACAUCUAGCCCAUCAUUUCAAGGUGCGGCAUCCUAUUCAUCAGAGGUGAACCUUACAAGUGAUAGGUCUACUGGAGUUCAUAAUGUUGAGCUGCCGCCAAUAUCCCAACUUGAUUUGGAGGUCCUGAAGAACCUUCCUCCAGAGAUAAUAUCUGAAAUGAAUGACAUGUACAAGGGAGAAUUGCAUGGUUUUCUGGACACAGUCAAUAGUGAUAAGGGCAAGGAAAGUAGUUCAAAAUCUCACUCCAUGCAUUUGGAGGAGGGUACUAAGGGAAAAUCAGACAAACAGCUAUCAGAAGUUCAAGCGGCCAAUAAUGCUUCAUGCUCAAGGGCCAGUGAAUUGGUUGAGAAAACAACAAAAAGUGUUCCACAGCUUGAUUUGAUGCCCGAUUCUCUGAGCCAGGCAGACUUAACGGUUCUGCAGGAAUUACCCGAUGAUGUGAAGGCUGAUUUGUUUAGCACGCUUCCAUUACAUAGAUCAGGAAAUCCUACAUGCAGCACAUCCAAUGUUUCUGGAAAUAAAUCUCCUAAUGUUGGUGGAGCUGAAAAUAAAUCUCCUAACGAUGGUGGAGCUGAUGAUCCAGGAAGUUCUCAAAAAUGGAUCGAACAGUUUAGAGUUAGCAGUUGCCUGAUAUUGAAUGUAAUUGCAGAGCAACACACUGAUUCCAGCUCGAGUCAACCAUUAUCUUCUGUUUUAGAGCCUGUAGCUUCGUUCCUUCCUUUGUGCCCAAACUCAGGUAGUGAAGAAUGGAAUGAAACGCUCUCGUGUCUCUCCGAGCUUCUUACACAGUAUAUACAAUUUAAAGUUGAAACUGAUAUUGAAGAGCUCCAUAAAUGUUUCUGCCUUCUGAAAAGGUUUGCGUCAGCAUCAGCGUUUUUUCAUGAAUUACACAAUAGCAUUCUUCCUUUUCUACAGGAUUCUGUCAGUCAGCAUUACGGUGGGACACUGCAUUUCUAGCUCGAUGCUCAAGUUCUAGCCAUUCUGCUGUAGAGGAAAAUGCAAUGAAGUAAAACAUGUGUACCGUUGCGACCCUCCUUAGCUUGUCAGUGCCAGUCAUGACGGUAUGUCUUAAGUGCAUGGCAACUUUGGCACCCUGACAAGUCUCAUGCUGGGAGAUUCCAUGGCCGGGCUUGUAGUUAUUUUCUUAAAAUCUAAUGUAAAUGCGAAGAUGUAAUGCCGGGAUCACCCAGCUCUAUAGCUUUUUUUUAAA
This is a messenger RNA of Phragmites australis (common reed), 3733 nucleotides long. RefSeq names its product DNA repair protein REV1. The record is from RefSeq and is a predicted model, not a curated record. Gene Ontology annotation, molecular function: DNA-directed DNA polymerase activity; deoxycytidyl transferase activity; damaged DNA binding. The transcript has 20 exons. The coding region runs from base 97 to 3480 and encodes 1127 amino acids. Gene Ontology annotation, cellular component: nucleus. Lineage: Eukaryota; Viridiplantae; Streptophyta; Magnoliopsida; Poales; Poaceae. Gene Ontology annotation, biological process: error-prone translesion synthesis; error-free translesion synthesis.